This is a messenger RNA of Eremothecium cymbalariae DBVPG#7215, 1440 nucleotides long. It is a transcript of the gene AIM17, whose product is annotated as Aim17p. Gene Ontology annotation, molecular function: oxidoreductase activity. Gene Ontology annotation, cellular component: mitochondrion. The record is from RefSeq and is a predicted model, not a curated record. The transcript has a single exon. Gene Ontology annotation, biological process: carnitine biosynthetic process. Bases 1 to 1440 code for a protein of 479 amino acids. Lineage: Eukaryota; Fungi; Ascomycota; Saccharomycetes; Saccharomycetales; Saccharomycetaceae.
AUGUACGUUGUAAGCGGGAAACAGGCUAUUGGCCGUUGCUUGAGGCGGUUUAGUGUACCAGCAGCAUGUUCAUACGGCAUUAAUAGUAGAAGGUAUGCUUUAUCAUCUUCGGUGGCAAGUGGAGUUGAUACCGAAAUAUCGGCCAAAGGUGAGGUCAAAAAUAACAAGUGUAUUUUGAAUACUAUGUUUAAUAGGGAUUCCACUACUAUUGUUUAUAGUUAUGGUGGAGGGGAUACGGUGAGUGUUGCGUUUAGUAAUGUGUUUUUGAGGGAUUCAUCGCGGUCUUCCACGUCUAUGGACCCAGUCACUGGGCAGAAGUUGUUCACUACAGGCUCAUUGUUGCUUAACGAUAGUUCGACCAUCCCUAAACGUGUAGAGAUAGUUGAGGAUGGUAAUUGCGUCGAAAUAGGGUGGUCUGAUGGAGAUACAUAUGCUUAUCCUUUAGAAUUCAUCCAUAAGUAUGCGGGGCUAGAGCCUACUAAGCGUAGGUCGAAGCAUCGGCCAGUUCUGUGGGAUAAGAAGCUGUUGAAAUCAAAUAUUCAAGAUUUGUUGUCUAUUGAUUAUGAGUCAUUUAUGUCUUCUGAUAAUGAUUCACAGCUUUACCAGACUCUGGUGAACUUGCAAAAAUAUGGUGUCUCGUUUAUUGCUAAUAUCCCGGAUGAAUCUACAACAGGUCCAGACUCUUGGUAUGUGAAGAAGAUAGCGGAACGGAUAGGUCAUAUAAGACAUACUUUUUAUGGGGAAUUAUUUGACGUGGUAAAUAAUCCUAAUGCUGAAAACAUUGCGUACACUACAUUCCCAUUGCCGUUACAUAUGGACCUUUUGUAUCUUGACUGCGUCCCCGGUUGGCAAUUACUCCAUGCAAUCAAGAAUUCCUCUGGAGAUGGUUCAUCUGGUAUGAAUUAUUUUGCUGACGCUUUCCAUGCGGCAAGAUAUGUCAAAGAUACAGAUGGUGAUGCCUAUGACGCUUUACUUCACAUGCCUAUUAACUACGGUUACGAUCGUGACGAUAAGCGGUAUCAUCAAUCAAGGCCAUUGAUAGAGGAGCAUGAUUUUGGGGAGGAAAAUUCUCUUAGCUCACAGUUCAAUGAAUUGAUCAAGUGUGUGAAUUAUUCUCCGCCAUUCCAAAAGCCCUUUACUUAUGGAAUAUGGGAGAAGUCAAAGGGUUCCACGGUUGCAACACCGCAUGGAAAGUUGACAGAGAGAUUUGUCUUCAAGGACUUCCAAAGAGGUUUAGCCUUGUUUCAUAAAUACAUUAAUGAGCCUGCGAACCAAUUUAGACUUAAGUUACCUGAGGGAGUGUGUGUCAUCUUCAAUAAUAGAAGAAUUCUUCAUGCACGUACGGGCUUCGAGGGUGAGAGGUGGCUCAAGGGAUGCUACCUCGACAAUGAUUCUGUUCUAUCGCGGUUACACUACUUAGAGGAGAAGUUUGGAAAUUAG